AUGGCAAACAAUAAAAGAAAAUGUUUUACAUGUCAUCGAGAAAACAAUACAUAUACUUGUGAAGGAUGUUCAAAAAGAUUUUGUUCCAGACAUAUCCCAGAACAUCAGCAAAGAUUAAAUGAAGAAUUACAUUAUAUUAUUCAUGGUUAUAAUGAAUUUAAAGACAGAAUUAAUAAACAAAAACAAAAUCAACAUAAUCAUUCAUUAAUAGAACAAAUUAAUCUAUGGGAAAUAAAUUCAAUUGAAAAAAUUCAACAAAAAGCAAAAGAAUGUAGAGACAUUGUCAUUAAAUCAUCAGAAACAUGUAUUAAUGAUAUAGAAAUGAAAUUCAAUGAUUUAUAUGAACAAAUAAAACAACUUCAUAAAGAAAAUAACUUUAAUGAAAUUAAUUUAAAAUAUUUAACAAAUCAAUUAAGAAAAAGUACACAAGAAUUAAAUAAUUUGUCAAACAUGUCUAUUGAACAAGAAUCAGAAUCACUUAUCAAUGAUAUUUCAAUUAUUUUACCAAAAAAACUAAAAUUGGACAAAUGGAAACAAAAUGUCAUCACCGUAGCUGCUGGAAAUGGAAAAGGGCAAAACUUAAAUCAAUUCAAUGGUCCUGCGGGAAUCUUUAUUGAUAAAAACAAAAAUAUUUUCAUUGCUGAUUGUUGGAAUCAUCGUAUUGUUGAAUGGAAACGUGAUGCAAACGAAGGACAAAUCAUUGCAGGUGAAAAUGGAGAAGGAGAUGAAAUGAAUGAAUUGUAUUGUCCAGGAAAGGUGAUUAUUGAUCAACAAAAUCAUUCAAUCAUCAUUGCUGAUUGUGAAAACAGACGAGUGAUUCAAUGGUUGAAUCAGAAUCAAGAAAUUCUCAUUGAUGAUAUUAACUGUGAUGGUUUGGCAAUGGAUAGAUAUGGAUUUCUUUAUGUUUCUGAUUGGAUAAAGAAUGAAGUGACACGAUGGAAGAUGGGUGAAUACUAUGAAGGAAUUGUAGUGGCAGGUGGAAAUGGAGAAGGAGAUCAGCUCGAUCAACUCAAUUCUCCUAGUUUUAUCUUUGUUGAUGAAGAACAAUCUGUUUAUAUAUCCGAUCAAAACAAUCAUCGUGUGAUGAAAUGGAGAAAAGAUGCAAAAGAAGGAAGAAUUGUGGCUGGAGGAAAUAGUCAAGGAGCAAAUCUUAAUCAAUUAUCUCAACCUGAAGGAAUAAUUGUUGAUGAUUUGGGGCAAAUCUAUGUGGCAGAUUGUGAGAAUGAUCGAAUAAUGCGUUGGUGUGAAGGAAAAGAAGAAGGUGAAACUAUUGUUAGUGGAAAUGAUGAAGAAAGUCAAUUGAAUGGUCCCUGUGGUUUAUCUUUUGAUGAUGAAGGAAAUCUUUAUGUUGCUGACUAUCAUAAUCAUCGAAUUGUAAAAUUUGAAAUAAUUUUGUAA
Messenger RNA from Adineta steineri, 1398 nucleotides. Lineage: Eukaryota; Metazoa; Rotifera; Eurotatoria; Adinetida; Adinetidae. The record is from the annotation of a GenBank genome assembly.